This is a messenger RNA of Ichthyophthirius multifiliis, 918 nucleotides long. RefSeq lists its product as hypothetical. Lineage: Eukaryota; Ciliophora; Oligohymenophorea; Hymenostomatida. The transcript has a single exon. The record is from RefSeq and is a predicted model, not a curated record.
AUGAAAUGGAAGAACCUAAUUUCCUCCAACCUGAAGGUGUAGAAGAAGAAGAUUAUGAUGAAGAAGAAGUAGAAGAAACAGAUGAAAAAGGUUAAAAAGAUAAGAAAGAGCAUACAUAUACUGAAAUAGUAAAAGAAUUAUUUACGGACAUAAACAAAAAGCCAGUAAAUAAAAUCCAAAACGCAUUAUUUAUAAAUGCCGAUGUAGCAAAAGAACAAGCAAAAAUAAUAACAGGUGAACAAGCCAUAUCUUUUUUCGCAAAAUACGGUAAUACGACUCCUAUAAAAUUCAUAAACUGUGUAAGGGAUACUUAUUAAGAGCAUUUUAGACCAUAUGAUUUAAAAGUAGACCAUACAAGUGAGAAUUAGAAAGAAUUAACAUUAGAUGAAUAUUAUACUAUAUCCGCAAACGGAAUAGUACAUGUAUUUACAAAAAAAGGAAAUAAUAAAGAGGCUCCUACUGAAGUAAUUUCUUUAAGUGAUUGGAUGCAUGAAUCCACUAUGUUUAAUAUUAUUACAAAUAUUUAAUUUUUUAAGAAUUAUGCCAUAACGAAAAUAUUUAAUAUUUGGAAAGCUAAUGUUUAAUAUAGAAUUUUUUGUAAAACCAGAAAAAAAUUAAUCCAUGAUUCUUUUAUUGCAAAACCAGCUUUUGCAUAACAUUUAAUGUCCAUUAAUUAACAUAUGCAUGAAGUUUAGAACACUAAGACUAUUUCUAAUAGUAUUUCUUAAAAUAGAACUUGGGAACAGGAGGAAUUUAAGGCUGACUAGAAAAAAGCUAGACAAGAGGCUAGUAGAAUAUAUGAAUAAGUAAUUGAAAAUAUUAUUCACUUAGUUGAAGCUGUAUGUAAAGAAGUAGAUUAAAGAACCAAAAUUAAAGAUUAGUCUGAGAUGGAGGAAGCUAGAUUUGGUUAAUAGGUGA